AUGGAGGUGUCAGAUCCGGAGGCGGAACGGCGUAGGGAGCGGGAGUUGCGCGACAAGGCGAAGCGCGUGAUGCGCGAGCGUUCGGGUGGCCGCGAGGCCAGAGAAGAACGUGGCGGAGCUCGCGACCAUGGCGGGCGUGAGGGGGAUUGGGGUCCUCCUCCCCCGUGGUGGAUCCAGCAGCAGGAGCGCAAGAAGAAAAAGAAGGUUCAGCAGCGGCGACGCGAGCUUGAGAGGAAGCAUGAGACGCAUCCCAACUGUGGUGGGGGCCACGGGGACCCAAUGGCCAAGAAGCCGCGUGCAGAUCCACUGGCGGUGGUGCUUCCCUCUGCAUCUAAGGGUACGGCGGAGGAACCCAUCCCAGUGGAGGAGGCACCGGACGUGGAGUGCUUCAAGUGUGGGCGCCUCGGCCACUUCCAAUCCAAGUGCAAGUUCUUGCCCCUUUGUGUGCUCUGCAAGGAAGAAGGGCACGCGUCCGCUCACUGUCCGACGAGGGGCUGGCAGCUUCACCUUCAUAUCAUGGGAAGUGCCAUAUCUGGGGAAGGAUUUUUCUGCCUAGAGUUCGAGGACGCGGACGAGACCGAAGCCCCCAUCGAUGCUCGCAUCAAGAACGCGGUCAUCCUAUCUGCGGAGCCGGGGAAGCUUAAUCUUCGGAUUCUCAAACAAGAACUGAAGCACAUGGUGACAGGCGAUUGGGAUUGGCAGGUAACACAAGUGGGCGAUGACGAUUUCGUGGUGGUCUUCCCUUCUGCAGAUCUGUUACAUAUGGCGAAGUCAAGUGGUAAGUUGUUUCUGUCCAUCAAUGACAUUACUGCGCGUGUGCGUGACAUGCUACACGAGGAGGUCCAGCCCAUGGCGAUGCCGGAGACUUGGGUGCGGCUCCAUGGCAUUCCAAAGAAGCAUAGGCGUGAAGACCGCAUCAGGGAGGGGUUCCGGAUGCUGGGCCGGCCAAUUGUGGUUGAUGAACUAUCUCUGAUCAGGUUGGGGCCUGUUCGGAUGAAGCUUGCUUGCAAAACCCCGGAGAAGCUGAAUGGUGUCGUCGAGGUGUGGUUCAACCACGAGGGAUAUCAAAUCAAGGUGGAGCGCGAGACCUUGCCCAAAAGGGGUGGUGAGCGGGCCGUGUUGGGAGCCGGCCCUUCCAAUCCUCCUGCCAAGGACGCGAAUCCGACGCUCGGACGCUGGACAAUGACAAACAUGGCAGGGCUGAACCAGGCAUUGAGCCGCACGGGCGCGAGGGCGGCCCUACUGGUGCGGUGA
Aegilops tauschii subsp. strangulata is the source of this 1254-nucleotide messenger RNA. NCBI's taxonomy places the organism in Eukaryota, Viridiplantae, Streptophyta, Magnoliopsida, Poales, Poaceae. The record is from RefSeq and is a predicted model, not a curated record.